This is a messenger RNA of Dicrocoelium dendriticum, 511 nucleotides long. The record is from the annotation of a GenBank genome assembly. NCBI's taxonomy places the organism in Eukaryota, Metazoa, Platyhelminthes, Trematoda, Plagiorchiida, Dicrocoeliidae.
ACCGCUCCAGGUUUCAGGAGAAGGACGAGCUCUAUCUAUUACGGCCUCAUUUCCGUACCUAAACGAUUGGAGUAAGAAGAAUCCUGAAUCCUGAACUGAACGUACUGCAUUGCACUCCCGCUGUAGGAGACCGGUGGUUAUUCUAUCAUUAUGUCCAAAAACACAAUGAAUGUCGACAUAUUAAAAAGUUUCAUCAAGAGGACAGAGGAGGUAAAUCUACACCGAUCUGGCAUUAAGCGUUCGAGCAACCGGAGGGUUUAUUUGAUCGCGACUGUCGCGACUUCUUUCGUACUCGGUACAUAUUUGUAUUCUAUCCACACCAUUAGUCGUUCCCGCCACUUGGAUUCCGCUUUUGACGAAUUGCCUGAGUACACCACUGGAAACUACUAAUAACCUGCGCAUCAGGAUUUUUCUGCUGUACACAUUUUCCUUGCUCACAAAAUUUCACAGUGUAUAGUCGAAGAAUUGCUCCUUGCAACCGGAUUACGGUUGUCUUUUAACCCAUCUCACU